Aquila chrysaetos chrysaetos is the source of this 4131-nucleotide messenger RNA. It is a transcript of the gene TEAD3, whose product is annotated as TEA domain transcription factor 3. Gene Ontology annotation, biological process: embryonic organ development; hippo signaling; positive regulation of transcription by RNA polymerase II. Lineage: Eukaryota; Metazoa; Chordata; Aves; Accipitriformes; Accipitridae. Gene Ontology annotation, cellular component: transcription regulator complex. Gene Ontology annotation, molecular function: DNA-binding transcription factor activity, RNA polymerase II-specific; RNA polymerase II cis-regulatory region sequence-specific DNA binding. The record is from RefSeq and is a predicted model, not a curated record.
GUCGUGUGUCCGUGGGGGCUCGGGGUCGGAGCCCAGAGCAGCCAGCACCAUAGCGUCCAACAGCUGGAACGCCAGCGGCAGCCCCGGGGAGGGGCGGGAAGAUGGCCAGGACGGCAUGGACAAGAGUCUGGACAAUGAUGCCGAGGGUGUGUGGAGUCCGGACAUCGAGCAGAGCUUCCAGGAGGCGCUGGCGAUCUACCCUCCCUGCGGCCGGCGGAAAAUCAUCCUCUCGGAUGAGGGCAAGAUGUACGGUCGUAACGAACUGAUAGCCCGGUACAUCAAGCUGCGGACGGGGAAGACACGGACGAGGAAGCAGGUGUCCAGCCACAUACAGGUUCUAGCUCGGAAGAAGGUGCGGGAGUACCAGGUUGGCAUCAAGGUCUCUAGCCACUUGCAGGUUCUUGCCCGACGGAAAUCUCGUGAGAUUCAGUCCAAGCUGAAGGCCAUGAACUUGGACCAGGUCUCGAAGGAUAAGGCUCUGCAGAGCAUGGCUUCCAUGUCCUCCGCGCAGAUUGUGUCGGCCAGCGUCCUGCAGAACAAGCUCAGCCCCCCCCCUCCUCUUCCUCAGGCCGUCUUCUCUGCUGCCCCCAGGUUUUGGAGUGGGCCUAUCCCAGGACAGCCUGGACCCUCUCAGGACAUUAAACCGUUUGCACAACCAGCUUACCCCAUCCAGCCACCCAUGCCUCCAUCACUAGCCAGUUACGAGCCCUUGGCUCCGCUCCCGCCAGCCGCCUCGGCCGUGCCCGUCUGGCAGGACCGCACCAUCGCCUCCGCCAAGCUCCGGCUCCUCGAGUACUCCGCCUUCAUGGAGGUGCCGCGGGACGCCGAAACGUACAGCAAACACCUCUUCGUGCACAUCGGCCAGACGAACCCCUCGUACAGCGAUCCGCUGCUGGAGGCCGUGGACAUCCGCCAGAUCUAUGACAAGUUCCCUGAGAAGAAAGGUGGCCUCAAGGAGCUCUAUGAGCGUGGGCCCCAGAACUCCUUCUUCCUCGUCAAAUUUUGGGCGGAUCUGAACAGCACGAUCCAGGAUGGGCCAGGGACUUUCUAUGGUGUCAGCAGCCAGUACAGCAGUGCAGAGAACAUGACCAUCACGGUCUCCACCAAGGUGUGCUCCUUUGGGAAGCAGGUCGUGGAGAAGGUGGAGACGGAGUACGCGCGGCUGGAGAACGGCCGGUUCGUCUACCGCAUCCACCGGUCUCCCAUGUGCGAGUACAUGAUCAACUUCAUCCACAAACUCAAGCACCUCCCGGAGAAGUACAUGAUGAACAGCGUCCUGGAGAAUUUCACCAUCCUGCAGGUUGUUACGAACAGGGAUACCCAGGAAACCUUGCUCUGCAUAGCCUUCGUUUUCGAGGUCUCCACCAGCGAGCACGGCGCCCAGCACCACGUGUACAAGUUGGUCAAGGACUAGGGGCCCUCGGGGACGGGCAGGGGCACGAGGGGUGCGCAGGGGAGGGAGGGGGCCGUGCAGAAAAGCCGCCCGUGCCCGUUGCCUCGUGAGAAGUCAUUUGAAGAGAGGAGGAGGAGGAGGAGGAGGAAGAAAAACAAUAGCCAAAAAAGACUGACUUGCGAUCGCAGAUGUUUUCUACUUAGGAACAGUUUCUUUUUUUUUUUUAAAUAAAUAAAAAAAAAAAAAAGAAGAAUGGGAAAGGAAGCGUAGGGAGAAAGGAAACCUGCGUCCGGCACUGGAUGGGGAGAGACCGGCCCUUCAGUGUCGCCGAUGAAGGCCGGGAUCGUGCCGUGCCACCGCCAGCAGCGGGACAUCGGCGCGGAGGACGACCCCUCCUUUCGCUCCCCCACCUCGCUCAGAUGCGGUCCUGGUCCCGAGCAGAGAGGAGCAAGCGCGGACGGGCUGGAGGACGCGGCGUUGUGCCACGUCUGGUCCAAAACCGAUUGGCAUGGCAGCGGCCGCGGCAUCGGUACUGCCCGGCGGAGCCCGGGUGGCGGUGGGGACGUGGGGACAGACGUGCCAAGGUGGGAGCAGGUAGGAGCAGGGCAGGGCAGGGCGGUGGAGGGGAUGCUGCCGCCUCUCCAGGAACCGGCACCCAGGACGCUCCUUCUCCGUGCCCAACGGGGCACCGGGAGCCGGUGGCGCUGAAGGCGGGAGGGCAUCGACGAUGCAAACCGUUUUUUUUAUGGCUCUUUUUUUUUUUCCUUUUUUUAAAAUUGAAGUGCUUUUUAAUACUUUUUAAAAAGACACCGUGCUUGUAAUCAGGAUCAUGCCCCUCUGUGGUGUCCGGGACCUGCUCUCCUGCCACCCCUGCACCGUGCCGGUGUCCGGAGGAGGUGACGCAGCUGAGUUUGCUGGGUCGGAGCCAUGCGGCAAAACUGCUGGGCAUGGGGAGCUGGUUUCUGCAGGGAAGGCUUGGGGGGGUGUCUUCAUUUCUCGGGGGUUGCUGCAGACCAGAGGCUGGUUUUUAUGUGGCAGUGGGAUCCCCUGAGCUCUGCAUGUGCUUUCAGGAAUUGCACUUGGGGGUGGCUCAGGCUAAACAUACCCCCCCCCACCCCGUGGUUACUUGCUGAGGAGUAAUGAGGAGAGCAGUGAGGGUGGAUUUGUCUGAUUUACUUUGCAUAUGUACAUUUUCCACCUUUUUUUUCCUUUUUUUUUUUUCACCUUUUUUGCCUUUUUUCUGUGUUGACUAUUCUGGUUUCAGCUGCUCCCUGCAGCUGCUCUGGCCGGCUCGCUUGCAUCCCGCGGGAAGCGGCUGGGGAGGCGGCUCGUGCAGGGAGAAGCACAUUGUGCAAUGCAGGACCAGGCUGCAGGUGGGCAGAGUUUGGGACAGAGAGGACAAAGAGGGGACAGAGGACAGGAGGGAUGCCAGGACAGGGGACUGGGUCUGCCUGGAGAUAUUUUUGUGGCUGCAGCCCAAAAUAAGCCAAGGCAACGUGCCCGGUCCUGAGGCUGUGGCUGCAAGGGCAGAGCCUGGGGAGAGCAUCCCCGGGGUGCAGGGGGGGGACACAGAGGGACAGAGGUCAGAUUUUGCAGCGGUGGCAUGGAGCAGGGUGGCAGGGGGCUGGCAGGGGGACGGGGAGCCCAAGAUGGGCAAGUCUGGCCGGGUUUCUCAUGCCGGUGGGAGAGCGAAGGCAGUGGGAGUUGCAGAGCUGGGUGCUGCGGGAGGGCAGGAGUGGUUUGAGGGGUGCUGGAGCCCGGGAUGCAGGGGGGGGGGUUAGGCUCAAUGCUGCUGGGUGCGGAGGAGUAGGAACAGCCCGAGGGCUGAGGAAAGGGCCUUGGCUGCCAUCGCGAUGCCGUGUGUCCUGCGAGGUGCGGGGACUUCAACCUCUCGCUGCUGGGAGAAGCCACCAAUCCCCGCGGCAUGGGGCAGAGCCACCCCGGCCCCGUGCCCGGGCGAGGACCCGGUGGUGGGGCUGGAUGGAGGUGGCCGCAGUGAGCAGGGGUGGUCGGAGCAGGGGGGGAAGAGAGAGGGAAAAAUCCAGGGAAAGGCACCAGCAUCCCAUCCCGGGGCUGUGCUGGGGCCGCCCGGCCGAGUUCUCAUAUGUAGCAUGUUUGUUUGUUGUUUCGUGGUUCUUUUUCUUUCUUCCGUUUCACUCACUGAUCUAAAUCUCUGGGAAUGAAAACUCAAAACUUCCCCGCCAUAAAACACAAGGUGUGCCCUGCUCCCGGCCCCGCCAGGGGACAAAGCUCUUCUUUAACUGGACCGGUUUGUGCCUCCAUCCCUCCCUCCAUCCCCGCAUCCCUCCACCGAGUCCCGGGGUGCCCACCCGCACCCCACGCACACGCUGCCUGGUGGCCCCAGCGGCCCCGGCCGGGGUUUAGCCACGAUCCCAGAGACACUUUCUCAACCCCCCCCAAGCCCCUCUGUUCUCCUCCAGUGUAUUUAUGAAUUUCACAUGAAGUACUGUUUUAUUUUUUUAAAGACUUUGUAAAGCUUACCAGGGUUACAAUCACCAUUUUUAGAGCUGUGUCAGUCCACAAUGUUAAAAAUCCAUUUUUUUAUGUAUUAUAUUUUUUGUGUAUUUUUUUUUUAAUCCAGCUGUGAUGGGUUGUAUCAUAUAUUUGUUGUGUUUACUGUAUCUGUCCAACUUCAAAGAGAGGAGACUGUGGAGCUCCGAGAAAACUACGGUCUGCUGAAAAAAACAUUAAAAUUAUUUGUUCAUGGGUUGGCUCAA